AUGAGCAGUAGCAAGGAAACGGUCCAUGAGUCUGAUACCCACGAGAGUACUGAUACCCACGAGAGUACUGACGGGUGUACUGAUACCCACGAGGGUACUGACAAGUGUACUGAUACACCCGAGAGUACUGACCAGUGUACUGAUACCCAGUACCUAAGUGGAGUAUCACUACUUCUCACGCUAAGUUCAUGCAUAGUAUCCCUCUUCAUAGUGGCGCUCGACCAGACAAUCGUGUCUACCAUCUUAACCACUGUCGGGGACGAGUUCAACUCCUUUGAGCGAGUAGGAUGGCUCACGUCCGGGUUCAUGCUCCCGAUGGCGUGUCUUGUUGCGUCGUACGGCAAGAUCAGUAUAGCAUUUGGCAGGAAAACUACCCUAAUUGGGGGGAUCAUCAUCUUUGAAAUAGGCUCGCUCAUAAGUGCUUUGAGCACUUCUAUGAAUAUGCUUAUUGGCGGACGUGUCGUGCAAGGGGUUGGCGGUGGUGCUGUGCAAAGUAUGGUGAUGGUGAUCUUAAGCGAGAGUGUUGCUAUUUCUAGAAGGUCGUUGGUAUUUGCGAGCGUGGCAGUAGUGUGGUCGACAUCGAGUGUGCUUGGUCCCAUCAUUGGCGGGGCGUUGGAGAAGAUUAGCUGGAGAUGGUGCUUCUACAUCAACUUGCCAAUAGGGGGAGCAAGUUUAGCAGUGUUGCUCUUUGGAUACAGGCCAAAAAGCAACACAGUAAAUAGUGUAAAAGAGAGAUUGCAGCAGAUUGAUUAUUUGGGGACGAUUUUGGUUUCCCUGGGGAUAGUGAUGGUACUAUUGGGAAUGACCUUAGGGGGGAAUGAGUAUGCAUGGGAUUCAGCGGCUAUUAUUUGCUUGUUUGUGAUUGGAGGGGUGGUGUGUAUUUUGUUUAUAGUGUGGAACUUCAAGUACAGUAGCCACCCUAUUAUUUUAGGUGAGUUUGUCAAGAGUGUUCCCAUCAUGGCCUCCAUCAUCAGUGCAAUGUUCAAUUUCGGGUUCUUUAUAUCCAACAUGACCUACUUGGCCAUCUACUUCCAAGUGGUAAAAAGUGCAAGCAGUUUUCAGUCAGGGAUCGAUUUAUUGCCAUUGGUGAUUGCAGUGACCGUGUCAUCAUUAUGCAACUCCAUCUUUAUAGACAUAACAAAGAAUGUCAAGCUUACAAUGAUAGUGUCUGGGGUCCUUAGUCCUAUAGGCACAGGUCUAUUUCUACUAAUGGGAAAAAAUACAAGCUUAGGAGUGAGGAUUGGGAUUAUGGUGGUUAGUGGAGUGUCAAUUGGUCUCCAGUUUCAGAGCUCUUUAUUAAGUGCACAAUUAGAGGUGGAUACUCCAGAGGCGUUGAUUAUGGUAACUGUGUUUAUGAACUUUAUGAAGAACUUGGGGUCCACAGUUUCUGUGACUCUAGCACAGCUCAUAUUCACACAAACGGGAAUAUCCUAUAUAAAAAAGGUGGUGAGUGAUGAUAUACCUGCAGAGACCCUAAUAUCCAAUCCAAGGACGAUCCAUGCACUUCCUUUGGAAGUGCAGGAGACGAUCUUGGAUCAGUUUGUCCGAGCAUUGAAAAACGUUUUUUAUUUCGGAUUAGCCUUGGGGGUGGUGUGUUUUGUAGCGUCCAUGUUCACAACAAACAAGAGGAUACCAAAAGGGGAGGAGAAAAGGGGGGACGAUGAUAGGGGGGAGGGUGAGGAGGGUGAGGAGGGUGAGGAGGGCGAGGAGGAGGAGAUAAAGGAUAGAUGCUAG
Molecule: messenger RNA, 1734 nt
Organism: Lodderomyces oxycetoniae
Lineage: Eukaryota; Fungi; Ascomycota; Pichiomycetes; Serinales; Debaryomycetaceae
Gene: SGE1
Product: Sge1p
Exons: 1
Coding region: 1-1734 (577 amino acids)
Biological process (GO): transmembrane transport
Cellular component (GO): plasma membrane
Molecular function (GO): transmembrane transporter activity
Source: RefSeq, a predicted model, not a curated record